GAUUGAUUGAAUGUCUCGUCUGAUGGCCGGCUGUCUCCCUUGGCGGCCAGUACCGAUCGGAGCCUGUGCCCACAUAGGCCGCAGAAAGGAGGGCGUCGUGCUCCGUCGUGUUACCCAGGGCGAUUCGUUGUCACUUUGGUAUCUAACAGCUUCAGCGAACGCAGGCUACAUUAGUGACAACGACGAUUUCUCGUAGCGCCAGUGGCCCCGGUUUUCUGCCGCCUUCCAAUCGCUGCCGUAAUCAAUGCAGUCGCACUGACCGUGGCCUUCUCUCCAGGUAAAAGAAACAGUGCGAGAAGGUAAAUUUUUUUGAAAGGACGACAGAUUGCUUAUGCCGCUGCCCAAUGCUACAGUACUCUAGAAGUAGUUGAAGUGCUUUUAGUUGUCGCGCGGAGCUCGCAUGAAGCCUCAAAGAACACCGAUUCAUAGCCAGUGUUUUGCUUGUCUAUUACUGUGUGUUACUACCACAAUUGCUUUUGCAUGUGGCAGUUUCUAGUACUCGACAAGAGCGCGAUACUUGUGUGUACGUUUUCUCGGAGCCUCAUCCCUUCACCAACAAGAGUACCAACAGCAUUUUGUUGCCAUCGGCGAUCAAGGAUGUCGGAUUCCUCAGAGCCAGACCAGGACUUGGAAUUAGAUGAGGACGCAGAUAUCGACGUAGAGCAUGUGGCUCCUACGGAUAAUGAAGACAUCAAUCCGGAGGACACUGCCUCUAGGCCGGAUUCAGGUGGUCAGAACAGUGACGCCGACUGUGACGUCAAGGGUGAAAACGACAAAAGUAGCAAAUGUAACAGUUUUGAAGAGGAGCUGGGCGUUGAAGAUGAAAAUGCAUUGGGACCGGAAGAGACCGAAACAGUCAAGCGCGCUCUCCUUAGGCAUCCGCUCUUCCCACUUUUGGCAUUGCUGUUUGAAAAAUGCGAGUUGGCCACUAGAACAUGUGGAGCUGAACCUUCAGCGAGUGAACUCAAGCGCGAACUUGAAGCCUUUGCUGAGAAUACAAAGUGUUGGAGUGGAGGCGAAAGCGCUAUCGAUCAGUUGAUGAUCGAUGCUCUACAGGUGUUGCGUAUACAUUUAGGAGAGCUUCGUAAGGUCGACGAACUACGAAACAACUUCUGCCAGCGUUACAUCGCCUGUUUACGGGACAAGAUGCACUCAUCGAAAUUGCUCAAAGACGCUCACUUUGAUUCGGAAGAUGUUGAUUCUGACGAGUGCGAUAUUUUGAGUAGUGGCAGUGGAGGGGAGAACUCGCAGGAAGGCAGCGGCAGUUUACCUGAAACACCUAUGCCAUCUGCCACAGCAAAGAAAGGGUCUCGGGUCUCGCCACGAUCGGGCCUUGCCUCAGGUGGAACUGGGCAGGCUGCCGGCGCAAUGGGAGGUUCGUCUCGAGGCGUACUACCUAAACAAGCUACCGAAUUAAUGCGGGCGUGGCUUUUCGCCCACGUUGUUCACCCUUAUCCGAGCGAGGAAGAGAAAAAACUCAUCGCCGAACAAACAAACCUGUCUUUAUUACAGGUGAACAACUGGUUUAUUAAUGCGCGUCGACGAAUUCUCCAACCCAUGUUGGAACAGAAUGCUCAGAAGACCUGAAUAAGUUUACACAUUCCUGAUUCCUGGUUCAGAGUAAUGGAAACGAAUACUGAUCUCAGUUCAAGUCCGUCGCUUUAUCUUAAGUGACAUGGCUGCAAUAACUGCAUCAAUUUGUCCUAAUGCUCUGAACUUUUGCCUUAAAGAUAUUGGUGUGAUGGUGCGAAAGCCCGCACUGCUGCUGCUGCUGCUGGUCAGUUGAAUCUUUUAAGUCAAAAAAAGAGGUUAUUCAAAGUAGCGAAAGCACAGGAGCGAUAGUGUAAAAAUAAUAUUGUCAUAAUACGGGUAAUUAUAGAGCAUUAUUAAUACCCCGAGGACAGUGUCACAGCCACUGUAGCCAGCGUCUUUGUAGCUUAGAGGCUGAUGACUGCUACGACUCGGUUUCAAACAAAGCCGGCAGUCCGGUGUUCUCUAAUGGAAAUAGACUGUAAUGUUUUUAAUGCCUUCCUGGGCAUUUUGGAGACCUUAACAAAUUCACUCGAGUUAGUAAUCGGUUAUUCUUUGUAGAUUUAACCUACCGGGUCUGGAGAAAGGCGUUGAAUUUACGAUAACGGAGAACAGGGGCUAGUUGAUUAUAUAUAUAUAUAUAUAUAUAUAUAAACCUUAUUUAGAGACUGUACAUAUAAAAGUUCACGACGUGGGAGCUAGAGCGAAAGUUUUAGAUGAUUUUCAAAAGGCUGACCACAUUGAUAUCAAGUUGCAUGAAAAGAGUCAUAAAUCAACUUCUAUAAAUGAUGAAAUGUGUGACAACAAUAACGGUAGCAUUCUCUUUUCUAUAACAGAAUAGAGAAAGAGAAAGAAAAACUAAAGAGUAGACCUUAUGGAGAUUUAGCCAAUAAUAAUAAUAAUAAUAAUAAAAGAAAUGCAUGAUCUCAAUUUGUACCAUAUCGAAGCGAUUAUUUGAUAAAACAAAGAUGUAU
Varroa destructor (honeybee mite) is the source of this 2504-nucleotide messenger RNA. Its product is annotated as homeobox protein PKNOX2-like. Gene Ontology annotation, biological process: regulation of DNA-templated transcription. NCBI's taxonomy places the organism in Eukaryota, Metazoa, Arthropoda, Arachnida, Mesostigmata, Varroidae. Gene Ontology annotation, molecular function: DNA binding. The record is from RefSeq and is a predicted model, not a curated record.